UGUAGGCUAGGCUACUUGUACAUUUUAUUUGAUUCUUCUAGUUCGUAGUUUGAAUUUUUGCUCUAGUUUUUUACUUCUAUAAUUUCCACCUAUAGUUUAUGCUAGUAUUAUCCAGAUUGUUGGAGAGCAGAAGAUGGAAGAAGACGUAAGGGCCGUUGUUCUGGGAUGGCAGAAAUCUGACAAAGCCUCGGUGAUAAACAGCAUUUUAGGUGGUGAAGUUGCGUCUGACAAACACUUUGUGAAGUCUGUGAGGAACGACGGAGAAGCGAACGGACGGAGGAUAACUCUGAUUAACACGCCGUGCUGGUGGGAGAACUUCGGUUUGCAAGAUUCCCCAGAAGUCGUCAAACAGGAAUUGGUUUGCAGUGUCUUCCAGUGUCCGCCGGGACCUCAUGUCUUCCUACUGGUCAUUAAUCUCAGCUUGCCUUUCACUGAAGAGAACAGACUCAGCAUCGAGAAGCACUUCAGUCUGUUUGGUGAGGGAAUCUGGAGACACACUAUCGUGCUCUUCACACGAGCCCAUUCCCUGAAGGACAAAUACAGUGACCAGCCCAUGAAGAAUCCAGAUCUACAAAAGAUCAUACAGAGAUGUGGAGACAAAUAUCACAUAUUUGAUUUCAAAAACAAAAGUGAAGGAGUCAAAGAACUGCUUAUCAAGAUUAAUGAUGUUGUGGCAGAAAAUAAUGGCCAGCAUUUUGAAACACAUGAUGACAUGCUGCUAGAGAUGAAGAGCCAGAGAAAAAAAAAUGAAGAAAGUGCAGAAGCAAGACAAAAAGAGUUGCAGGAUAAAAGAGAUCUGCUCAAAGAAAUUGAAGAAGCCGUGGCUCCGCUCUAUAAACUGAGGAUCGUUCUGCUGGGUUGGAUUCUGUCUGGGAAGAGUGCAACCGCAAACACCAUCUUCAAUAACAAAUGUGAUGUAGAAAAAUCACAAACGGGCACAUAUUAUUCAGGUGAUGUAAACGGCAGAAAAAUAACGGUGUUGGACACCCCGAGCUGGUGGAAGUAUUUCUCCUCUAAAUUCAACCCGAAGUGUUCUCAGGCUACAACAACCCUGGAGAGCAUGAGCCAAUCACAACACAUGCGGUUCCCUCACGCCCUGAUCUUGACGAUUCCUAUUGAUACUUCAUUCAAGGAUGAACAGAAAAGAAUCAUUAAAGAUCGCAUGGCCAUUCUUGGAGAAGACGUCUGGAGACACACUAUAGUUCUGUUCACGUGGGGCGACAGGUUUCCAGACAUCUCGAUCGAGCAGCACAUCGAGAGCGAAGGGGAAGCGCUUCAGUGGCUGAUCCAGAAAUGCAGGAACAGAUAUCAUGUGUUCGACAACACAGACAAGAGUCGAUCUCAAGUCACGGAGCUGCUCCAGAAGAUCGACGAGAUGGUGGCAGAAAACAGUCUGUUCAGUCUCGAAAAUCAAUCUGCCGUUCGUGUGUCUGACACACAACACGACGAGGAAAAAACUCUGAACACUGACCACCAGUUACUGAAACUGAUGUACCAGGAGAUGAAGAACAGGCGUGAAGAGAUCAGAACAAAGCUAGAAGAAUUAGGGAUAACCUUAGAUAUAGCAGACAAAUGGAGCAUAGGACAACCUCCAGAUUUGUCGAAUGAUGAUGAACUGAAGGAGAAGAUGAGGAGAGAAGUAUCAAGAUGGGAAGCAAUUAUAAUGGAUGGGAUGGUGAACAUUCUGAAUCCCGAAGCAUCAUAUGGUGAAACGAAUCUAAUGGUGAUGAACUGGCUCCAGAAAUGUGAGGAAUACAGCACAUCUAAAACAUCAGGAUAUGACACAAACUCAGAAUCCAGAGAUCUGGAAGAUCCACAGAACCCAGAGACGUCAGAUAAUGCAUCCAAACUUCAAACAAUGCAUUCCUAAAAAACAGUUUGCAUUUAUAUGUUAAAUAUGUGUUUUCUAGUGUUUUCUUGUAAACUUUGCAAUUAUAUGUGUUUAUAAAACUUUUUAUAAAACUAUAAAAUUAUAAAACUAUGUGUUUUCUAGUUAUUAAUAUGUUCGAGUUCCUAGAGCUCUUUCUGUGUGAUUUUAGGGAAAAAUCUGAUCUAUUGGAGACGUCAAAAACAUUACUUAGACGCGCCAAAGAGCAGUACAAUCAACAAAAAUAUGAUACACCAGUGUUUUGCCAGAUGAGACGUUUAUCUAUGUAUAUAUUUUUUUACUCUUUUAAUUCCCUUUUUACAACUGUUUUAAAUUCCCUUGCUUUUAUUUUGAUAUUGUUGUAUAAUAUUGAAAUAUAUAAUAUAUAGGCUAUAUAUUAUAGUCUAUAAACAUUAUUAUAGCCGACACUUUAAUUUACCAUUGUGUGAAAAAUGUACUUAUAAAUAAACUUGCCUUGCCUUGAUAAAUUCAAUUAUAAUAUAAAGUAAUUACUGCUUAUGUAAUUUAUCAGCAAAGUAUGGUUUUGAUGUCUGUGUAAUGUAUAAUGCUGAUUUAACUUUAUACAUAAUUGCAUUUCAUCAAGUUAAAAAUAAAGAAAUUGUUGAGAUUUCA
Molecule: messenger RNA, 2500 nt
Organism: Pimephales promelas (fathead minnow)
Lineage: Eukaryota; Metazoa; Chordata; Actinopteri; Cypriniformes; Leuciscidae
Product: GTPase IMAP family member 8
Molecular function (GO): GTP binding
Source: RefSeq, a predicted model, not a curated record